This is a messenger RNA of Spodoptera frugiperda (fall armyworm), 1920 nucleotides long. It is a transcript of the gene Sec22, whose product is annotated as vesicle-trafficking protein SEC22b. The transcript is spliced from 5 exons. Gene Ontology annotation, cellular component: endoplasmic reticulum-Golgi intermediate compartment; SNARE complex; ER to Golgi transport vesicle membrane. The record is from RefSeq and is a predicted model, not a curated record. Gene Ontology annotation, molecular function: SNAP receptor activity. Lineage: Eukaryota; Metazoa; Arthropoda; Insecta; Lepidoptera; Noctuidae. Gene Ontology annotation, biological process: vesicle fusion with Golgi apparatus; retrograde vesicle-mediated transport, Golgi to endoplasmic reticulum; endoplasmic reticulum to Golgi vesicle-mediated transport. The coding region runs from base 166 to 819 and encodes 217 amino acids.
GUCAUGUCAGUGGCUUUGACGUGUAUUGCUCAGCUGUCAUUUAAUAGAUUUUGUUUUCCAAUUUCCCGAUAAUGAGAAGGAAAAAGUAAUCAUUGUUAUGUGAAAAUCUUACUGUAACAUACAUUUGUUUAUAUGUUAACGUGAGAGACAGUUAAAAUAUCGAAAAUGGUUCUUAUGACAAUGAUCGCAAGGGUCGUAGACGGCCUCCCUCUGGCCGCUACAAUGCAAGAAGAUGAACAGAGCGGCUGCAAUGUACUGGAGUAUCAAAAUCAGGCUAAAAUGCUGUUUAGAAAACUAGGCCCACAAUCGCCGACACGUUGCUCCAUCGAAACUGGGCCCUAUCUCUUCCAUUAUCUUAUUGAACACGAGAUCUGCUACUUAGUGUUGUGUGAGCGGAACUACAGCAAAAGACUAGCAUUCAGUUAUCUCGAAGAGAUAGCUCAAGAGUUCUACCAACAGUACGGCAAGAGGGUGAACACAGUCACCCGACCAUACACAUUCAUAGAGUUCGACACCUGGAUGCAGCGCGCACGGCGGCAGUACGCGGAGGGCGGCGCACGCGCACGACGCGCGGGCGCCGCCGCGCAGCUCGGCGGCCAGCUUGGGGACGUGCAGCGCAUCAUGAUGCAAAACAUCGACGAUGUGCUGCAGAGAGGAGCGAUACUCUCUGAACUGGAUACAAAGACUCAGAACCUAUCAAUGAUGUCUUCGAAGUACAAGAAGGACGCGACAUACCUGAACACAAAGUCGAUGCUGGUGAAGGUGACGGCGGGCGCGGUCAUACUGCUCGUGUUCGUGCUGUACUUCUGGGUGCUUUAGAUUGGUCAUGUAUUCCUACUACUGUGGUACUACUGUUGUGUACUGUGUUAUGGGCUACUUUGCAAUACCAUCAGAUAAAAUGGCAAGUUAUACUCAGUGGAAACUUGUUCAAUAUAUUUAUCUGUAUCACCAACUUAAUUAUUUUGUCAUGAGAAACUCACUUAUUAACCUUUUGACCGCCAAUCGUGUAUAGACAACACGCCAAAAUAAUGCCCAGCCAGACUUCUAAACGUAAAUAUAGAUACAUUUUUGUAAUUCCUUUUGCUAUUGAUGUUUCUUGACUCAUUCUUAAUUAUAUUAAAUGCCCUUUUUUAUAUUUCGUACAUAUCUACAUAUAUGACGAAGAAGUAACACUUAUACAACUUCCAAAAAACUAUUUCACAAUGGUGCUGAGGGCAUGUCUUCGCUUUCUCGAUGUGGAGGUCAAAUGGUUAAUUACUUUGCCAAACAAAGACAAUUUAGAAGUAAAAACAUUAUAACUAUGGUACUGCAAAGUUCCAUAGAAGUCCACCCACAGUGUGACAGCUAUGCUGUUAUAGUUGAAUUGCCUUUUGAAACUAUAAUAGUACACAUUUGGGAUAUUAAAUAAAUUAUAUGUCUGCAAGAUUUAAUAUUUUCUAUGUGAUUACUCCGGAUAGUUUUGUAACUAGACAUAGCAAGGUAUUGUAGAAAUAAGAGCCCUUAGCCUUACCUUACUGCAAUAACAUUUGUAUUUCUUAUUUACAUCAUAAUAAUUACUGUUACAGAGAUAUUCGGUUUAUAAAUUUGAGGGUGACAUGCUCAACAUAUAUUUACAUGAUGCUGCUUCAUUAUUUUGAGAGUUAUACAGCAGAUACUACACAAAAUAAGCAUUCCAAGCAAUGUACUCGACCACAAUACAUUGAAUAUAUAACUGGUACAUAGCAUUGUUACAAUGUGUUUGGUAUAACUUGAUAAAAUACUUGAAAAUGCUUGCAAAUGGAAGUAAUCUUGUCUAUGCCAAUCAUAUUUUUUUAAAUGUAAUGAGCACAGUGAGUGCUUGGUGAUGGAAUGUUGUAAAUUUUAUCACAUAUUGUUAUUUAAUGUAUUUAUUUAAGAUUUAAUAAAUAUGCAUUCUUUUAA